AUGGCCGCUGACGACCUCGAAGUCUCUUCCCGGGUUAUCCUCAAAGGAUCCGGUAACUGGGACGUGUGGACAAGUAUAAUCCGCAAGUUCGCGAAGAGUCAACAUGUCUGGGAAUAUGUUGACCCUGAUGCUGUACACAAGCCAGUUCUGACGCUGCCAGUCGAACCGACGCCUGGACAAGCCCAGACAAACGCCACUGACAUACAGCAAUUGCAAGGUGAUAGUCUUAGCAAGUUCCAAAUCCUUGAGGCAAGGCAUCGAAGCCAACUUCAGAUCUACAAGGACAGGACCAAAGCUUUGGCGACACUACAAGAAUACAUCGUCAAAACCGUUGGCAGGUACUAUGAUAUCAUUGCCAAGGAAGACGAUGCCGCAAAGGAACUCAUGAUCCUGAAGAACCGUGUCAAACCAACUGACUGGGCUCGGGAGAGUGAAGUCACGGAUCGAUAUUACUCUACGCUUAAGGCAGUCAGCAGAACAAAGGUCGAGGAAUGGAUCUCGAAAUGGCAAAUCGUAUUGAACGAAGCCAAGAAUCUUGAUUUCACUUUUGGGACAAUUUGUGGCUGUGCGCUAGGCAGCAAUGGAACGGCAUGGUACUGUCCCGCAGCCGACCACCAGCCUAACCCCGCAGUCUUAGUGACGCCAAAUCACGGCCAUCUGCUUCCGUAUACUUAA
Messenger RNA from Pochonia chlamydosporia 170, 675 nucleotides. RefSeq lists its product as hypothetical. Bases 1 to 675 code for a protein of 224 amino acids. The record is from RefSeq and is a predicted model, not a curated record. The transcript has a single exon. Lineage: Eukaryota; Fungi; Ascomycota; Sordariomycetes; Hypocreales; Clavicipitaceae.